Fusarium odoratissimum NRRL 54006 is the source of this 2016-nucleotide messenger RNA. RefSeq lists its product as uncharacterized. The coding region runs from base 610 to 1365 and encodes 251 amino acids. The transcript is spliced from 3 exons. The record is from RefSeq and is a predicted model, not a curated record. NCBI's taxonomy places the organism in Eukaryota, Fungi, Ascomycota, Sordariomycetes, Hypocreales, Nectriaceae.
GUCGUUAUCGCCAGUCCCGCAGAGCCUUUAACGAGCCAAUCGCUCAACUGUCUCGAUGACUCUUCAAGCGGAGGAUGUAGCGCACCCUUGAUCGACGGCGACGGCCAACAAAAAUAAAAGGGUCUAUUUGAGUCUGGAUCGCACACGUAUGCAAAUGGAAAAAGCAGCAGUCUAAUCGGCCCAAGUAGAAGAGGCAAAAGAGGAGCAGUCGAGUACCCUAGGAAGAGAUGCCAUAGGUUGAUUAGAAGGAAAAAAGUCUGCAGGUGACACAGGGCAGUUGUGCUUUUCACAGAUACUCGAUAGAAGCCUAUCUUAUUCUAGGUUAGCAGGUGCAAGAGGGAGUAGCCUACCUGAAGGGGCGGAACAACAAAGUCAUAGAAAGUUAUUCCUCUUGCUUCAUUUGAAUAGAACAGAACCAUCUUCCUCGAUUUAUCUGCAGGGCAGUGCCUCUCAAGCUCCACUGCAUCGAUAUCCCUUCGACUUUCAACACUAUCCCUUGAGGGCUACUAGUCGUGAUAGAUCCGACUACUCCGUGCAGUCUAUUUUUUGACCCUCUGCAAAAGUCAAGGGACUCAAAUCGAGGGACAGAGCAGCGACAACUCUUUCGCAAUGAGCAGUCCACCGUCGUCCCCUUUGAUGGACCCAGUCACAAUCAGCGAGGACAUUGCUCCAUUGCCGUCCUUCAAGGCCAGUGGUGUUGCGACUGUCGAUUUCGAUGGCGUUCUCUCCGGUCCUCUCAAGGUGCACGAAGAUGUGCGAUCUGGUUGUGGUGGGCAAACGUGGCCCGCGGGAAUGCUUCUCGGCAAGCAUAUGUUGCGUUACCACAAAGACCGGCUUGCUGACGCUCGGAUAUUGGAACUUGGAGCUGGCGGCGGUCUCAUCGGUCUUGCCGUCGCCUUAGAAUGUCAGCUUCAAAAUCAGUUGUUAGUGACGGACCAGCUGGAGAUGUAUGAGCUGAUGAAGCACAACAUCGAGCUAAACAACCUACAAGACAAGGCCAAGGCGAUGGUGCUCAACUGGGGCGAAGACUUGCCAGCUGCCGUGUUGGAGCAAAAGCCAGACGUGAUAUUGGCUGGCGAAUGCGUCUAUUUCGAACCUGCUUUCCCUCUCCUGAUGUCUACGCUUAAGGCUCUAUUAGAGCUUAACCCCGCAGCCGUCGUGUACUUUUGUUUCAAGAAGAGGAGACGCGCGGACAUGACCUUUGUCAAAAUGGCUAAGAAAGCGUUCAAGGUCGAAGAAAUAUUCGACGAGGAUAGGCCCGUUUUCCAGCGCCAGGGCCUUUUCCUCUUUUCUUUCACCAGCCGCCCAACCACAAGCCAAACGAAAGCUACCAAAAACCAAAGUCAACCUCAACUGUCAAAAUGAUGAAAAAGGUCAAGGAAACGCUUUGUCUACACAGCAUCUUAGUUGGCAUGCGCCCGAAAACUGUCCAUGCAUGUUGAGUCCUGGCCCGGAGAUCCGACUGGAUCCUUUCAUCAGGAAACACAGUGACGCUGACAGGACUGCAUAGUAAGUCUGACCAACAGGACUUCAAUGUAACAUCGCCAAGGGGUUUCUCGAGGGUUCUUGAGUCGAUUCAAUGAUAGUCCGCCUCAAGUAUUGCUCUAAGUAUGUAUCAUUAUGAUGGAGCUAUAUGGGCCCUCAAACUGUUGACUUUCCCACCGAUUCGAGGGUUCGGAAUUCGUGCAAGAGAGAAUAGAAAUGCAGAGUACCCACACCUGCGUUACUGACUAUCCUGCGAGCGACAUGUGUCUGAGACUUGUCUAUCGUCUUUGUUGUAAUAAGAGACACUGUACAAGCUGGACCAAUGAAGUCUGUGCUUGGCAAAGAAAACCAAGUCGUGGUGUGUGUUUGAAAUUUCUUGAGAAAGAUGCGAGCCUUUUUCCACAAGCGCUAGAUUAACUCUCAAAGCACCGUAAGAUUUUCAUCACAUCGCAUCACAGUGAAAGCGCAUACAUGUUCACACAGACAACGAAGCAAAGGGAAUAAUGACUUGAAGCCCGGCUCAAGAAGUGU